Molecule: messenger RNA, 977 nt
Organism: Rubroshorea leprosula
Lineage: Eukaryota; Viridiplantae; Streptophyta; Magnoliopsida; Malvales; Dipterocarpaceae
Source: the annotation of a GenBank genome assembly
GACUCUGCCGCUGCUCUCGCUACUCUCGCUGCUCCCUCACCUUCGCGUCGUCGGCCACUCAAGCGCAUCUACCAGACUUUUCAUCAUCUUUCUCGAUAGAUCAACGCCUCAGGCAAACAUGGUUGAUGGUGACAAUGGUUUGUCAAUUCAACGUAAACGUCCUCGAGAGAAAAUUGAGGAAAAUGAGCAAGAAGAUAUGGAGUUUUUAUUAUUGCUUAUGAAGUUCUUUCUUAUACUUGUUGCUAUUUGUCAUCGUUGUAAGCAUAGGUAUAGAGAACUUCGAUUAUGUGAUCAAAAUGUAAGGGAUUAUCGGAGGAAGAUGUGGAUUAGAUUAUUAGAUGAUGAAAAAGUUUGCUUGCAUCAACUUCGUGUUACUAGGCAAGCAUUUAAGAAAUUGUGUGAUGUUUUAGUGGAGAAAGGUGGACUAGUGGCCACAAGAUAUGUGACAAUUAAGGAAAUUGUAGCACUUUUCUUGCAUAUUCUUGCUCAUGGCCUUAAAAAUAGUUCCGGAUCUCUUACUUCACCUUUUGUAAAAGUUUCUACCACUCUAUUCAGCUUCUCUAGCAGAGCAAUUUAAGUGCCAGUUGAAGCUGGUUUCCUACUGCUCUCAACCAUAUCUACUUCUCUUGGAACCUGCUCGUCAGACACUUCAUUAGCUGUUUUCUCUUUGCUGCUUUGCUCUUGUGAUAGUGCUACAUUUGAUUCCUAAUAUAAGAUAGAAACAUGAGCUGUUUAGCUUGAGUUUUUUUACAAGUUAUCUUUUUUAUUAACUGUUGUAAAUCAUCGAAGAAGGAAGGAGGAUUGGGUUUAUAAGUUACUUACCUCUUCAAUUUGAAUAUCUUUACCUCUUCAGUUUGAAUAUCUUUUGCUAUGGUUUUAAAUGUUGCAUUGUUCUCCUCAACACCUAGAAAUCCAUUCUUUAGUUGAUCUUUUUAGUUGCUAGCUUUCAUUGUUUUAAAUACAUGAAUGGUAUGUUA